Molecule: messenger RNA, 837 nt
Organism: Chrysoperla carnea
Lineage: Eukaryota; Metazoa; Arthropoda; Insecta; Neuroptera; Chrysopidae
Exons: 7
Coding region: 39-722 (227 amino acids)
Source: RefSeq, a predicted model, not a curated record
UUGUUGAAAAGUACAGUUGUCUACAAACAUACGACAAAAUGAAGUUUUUACCUUUGAUAUCAGUGACAUUGGUUCUUUUAUGCUUCAUUGUUGGAUCAUUUGGCAAACCUCGUGGGAACCUCAUGAAAGGGAUUUCUUCUACUCGAGUUGAGCUGUUAUCUGAACCAGAUCAUGAUACGGUCGCUCAUUUGAAGCUCCAUUUAGAAGAGCUUAUGGAUUCUGUCCAUCGACAUGGGGAAUUAAUGGAUGCGGGAUUAACCGAUAUGUUGGAAAUAUUACAAGUGCUUCACGAUUCUGGUCAUCAAGAACCAGAAUUACCCGAUGAACCAGAAUUACGUAAUCAAACGCAAUUACCGGAUGAACCGGAAUUACCUAAUCAAACAGAAUUACCUGAUGAAUCGGAAUUACCUAAUCAAACGGAAUUACCCGAUAAACCGGAAAUACCUGAUGAACCGGUAUUUCCUAAAUAUGCUCCUUUGAAGGGCCACCUAUUAGCGCUACAAGAAUCUGUUAAUCGACAUGGGGAGGGACUACAAGAUGUGAAGGAGAAAUUAUACGCGCUUCGCGAUGAAAUAGUUGCAUUGGAAUUCGAUUGGAAUAAUCCGAUCGUUGAAUGGAGGAAGACAUUAGAAGAUUACAACAGACAUGGUAAACCAGCCCAUCAUCCUAGAACACGUUUUGUUUUUAUACCAAAUUUGCCAAAAAUCUCUAAAUGUCAUUAGUAAAUAUAUAUCACGUACCAUUGCUCCCUGACUUCGAUAGUGUCCUCACCCAUUAUAAACCACACUAAACUUUACAAGGACCACACCUCGCAAUAUGGCAAAUAAUUGCUUUGCA